GGGCUACGGUCCUGCGGGGCGGGUCCCAGGCUUCCCGCUUCGCUGAGGUGGCGGCGUGACGAAAUUGACGCAGGGGGUCCGCAUGGGGCGGCGGUGGAGGAAGCCGCUUGUGGUGCGCUGCUAGGGGGCGGCCCCGCCGGCGCUGGGAGCUGGUGUUUACGAGGUGACCAGCUGGUUCCAUCGGAGGACGCCGCCACAUUCUGAAGGGGAGCGAGGCGGCGGACCGCGCGCCCACGAGUGGGGAGGAUGCUGGUGGUGGAGGUGGCGAACGGCCGCUCCCUGGUGUGGGGGGCCGAGGCGGUGCAGGCGCUGCGGGAGCGCCUGGGAGUCGGGGGCCGCACGGUGGGCGCCCUGCCCCGCGGGCCCCGCCAGAACUCGCGCCUGGGCCUCCCGCUGCUGCUGAUGCCGGAGGAGGCGCGGCUCCUGGCCGAGAUCGGCGCCGUGACCCUGGUCAGCGCCCCGCGCCCGGAUCCCCGCCAACACAGCCUGGCUCUGGCAUCCUUCAAGCGUGAGCAGGAGCAGGGCUUCCAGGAGCAAAGCGCCCUGGCGGCCGAGGCCCGCGAGACCCGCCGCCAGGAGCUCCUGGAGAAGAUCGCAGAGGGCCAGGCGGCCAAGAAGCAGAAGCUGGACCGGGGCUCCGGGACCAGCGAGAGCCAGGAAGCCAGUGAGAACCCAGCCGCGGAGGAUGAGGCCGGUGCGAGCCAGGCUUCUGGAGAGCAGGAGGAAGCCGGCUCCUCCUCUCCCCAACCAGGGCCUUCCGAGGGGGCGGCCCCCCUGCCCAGGUCUGCCCUGCUCGUCCAGCUGGCCACAGCUAGGCCUCGGCCCAUCAAGGCCAGGCCCCUGGACUGGAGGGUGCAGUCCAAGGACUGGCCCCACGCCGGCCGCCCGGCCCAUGAGCUGCGCUACAGCAUCUACAGAGACCUGUGGGAGCGAGGCUUCUUCCUCAGCGCGGCUGGCAAGUUCGGGGGCGACUUCCUGGUCUAUCCUGGUGACCCGCUCCGCUUCCAUGCCCACUACAUCGCCCAGUGCUGGGCUCCCGGGGACCCCAUCCCACUCCAGGACCUGGUGUCUGCCGGCCGCCUGGGAACCAGCGUCAGGAAGACGCUGCUCCUCUGUUCUCCGCAGCCGGAUGGUAAGGUGGUCUACACCUCCCUGCAGUGGGCCAGCCUGCAGUGAACUCCAGAGACUUACAGGGCGUGGCUGCGUCUGGGGCGAGAGCCUUUCGACAUGGUCCCAAGUUCAUCUCUGUGUGGGAGACGAGAACACCUUCCUACCUCUGCCUACGGCUAGUUUUUGAUUCCAGAUUUAUGAACACUACAUCCUCCUUGUGUCCCUCCAUGUUUCAAAGCACUUACUGGCUGUGUUGUUUUUGUAGUUACUUGUUUCCAAACUGUGAGCUUCUUGAGAGUGAAGACUCGGUUUGAUUCAUCUCUCUUUUCUACAGGGCUCAGGUCCCAAGAGAUCUCAAUAAACUUGUUGAAUAAA
Molecule: messenger RNA, 1485 nt
Organism: Myotis lucifugus (little brown bat)
Lineage: Eukaryota; Metazoa; Chordata; Mammalia; Chiroptera; Vespertilionidae
Gene: TSEN34
Product: tRNA splicing endonuclease subunit 34
Exons: 5
Coding region: 247-1176 (309 amino acids)
Biological process (GO): tRNA splicing, via endonucleolytic cleavage and ligation; tRNA-type intron splice site recognition and cleavage
Cellular component (GO): tRNA-intron endonuclease complex
Molecular function (GO): nucleic acid binding; tRNA-intron lyase activity
Source: RefSeq, a predicted model, not a curated record